ACAAUGACUGCCGUGACAUAUGUCGGUGCAAGCGAGCACCCGCUGAGUGUCUCUGCAGCAGACUUUGAAGGCAUGUACAAGGACAACUCGGACCUGUGGGGCGACUGCGGGGAGGAGAACGCAUACAUCAACUAUAUGCGGUCGCAGUCCGGCAACGUCGACAGUGCGCAGCUCCUGCUUGAGUUUGCCAUGGUGCCUUCAGUCAAGACAACCUCUGGCUCUGACAUUCACCAAGCAGCAGCCGACGCAGGUCUAGGAACAGGCCUCGGACACAAGUUUGCCGGCAGCACGGCCCUGCACUUUGCUGCCGAAAUGGGACAGCCGGAGGCGGUUGCGCUGCUGUGCGAGCGCGGGGCGAAUGUUGAAGCGGAGAAAACCCACGGUGGCCGUCCCAUCCACAUUGCCGCAGACUCCAACCAGACCGCUGUCGCCCGUGUCCUCAUCCAGACGUGCGGUGCGGAUGUGAAUGCGCUGCUGCUUGGCGACACCACACCCCUCUAUCUCGCUGCACAGAAGGGAUUCACCCGCAUGGUCGAGGUGCUGCUUGAAUCAGAGGCGGACUCCUCCUUUGAAAUGCCGACAGCCGCCGCGAACACGCACGUCGCUCGCGUUUCCUCUGACGGUGCCGGGUCGCGUGUACCGACCGCUGUUGGCGCGACAGAUGACGAGACGGAGAUGUUUCAGUGGGCGAGCCAGUUCAAUCAGCCCGCCGCAGAUCCGAGUGCCGCGGGAUUUGAACAAGGCAACGGCGCAACUGCCCUACACGCUGCUGUCGAGAAUGGUCACAUCGACGUUGUGCGUGCUCUGCUGCGGCGCGGUGUGCCGCAAACAGACAGCAUGCAGGGCGCAACACCACUGUGGACGGCUGUCGACUACAACAGGCCAGCCAUCGCCCGCGUGCUCAUGCACUACGGAGGCAACCCCGACGCGCCUAUGAAGCAGACAGGUGACACACCGCUGCACCGCGCGGUCACGCGCGGGCGAAUGAACAUGGCGCAGGUGCUGCUUGAGGGCGGCGCGAGCGUGCGCGCGAGGAACAAGCAGGGCGCUUCCCCAUUGCACGUUGCGUGCGCGAUGGGCAGGAGUGAUGCAAUCAAGCUAUUGCUUGAGCACGGCGCACAGCUCUCUGAUGCAACGGAGGAUGGAAGCACGUGUGCACACAUUGCGGCACAGUACGGGCACAUACACUUCCUUCAAGCGAUGCUGGAUUCCAAUCACGCGUCUGUGGAUGGUGUGGACGGCGAUGGUGAGACACCGCUUCACUUUGCUGCUCGCGGGUCCAACGUUGCAACUGUCAACCUCCUCCUCUCCCGCGGCGCACAUGUCAACGCGCAGUCAGCGAUGACGGGUCUUACGCCGCUGAUGAUCGCUGCACAGCGCGGACGCACAGCCGUGAUGCGAGCACUGCUCGAUGGCGGAGCGGAUCCGAACACGCGCGCGUCUGCCGCGGGAUUCAAAUCGACGGCGCUGUAUGCGGCUGCACAGUCUGGUUCUGUGGCCGCAGUGACAACACUACUUGAGGCAGGGGCAGCUGUCAACGCCCGCAUCUCUACAGGUGCCACUGCGCUGUCCACGGCGGCCGAGCGUGGAUACCAUGAUGUGGUGGAAGCGCUCAUAUCCGCUGGUGCCGAAGUCAACUUUGCUGACGUUAACGGGAACACGGCGCUGCUCCUUGCUGCGCAGGGGAAACACACGCGCGUCGCACAGCUCUUGCUGCAACGAGGUGCAAAACCAGACCGUGUUAAUAAGCGUGGACAGCAUGCACUGGAGAUUGCGUACGCAACAUCGAACAACAAGCUGCUUGGGCUACUGCUGAAGUCUGGGGCGAAUCCUGCGCGCGUGUGUUCGGAUGGACUGAGCGUCCGGGAGAAGGCGACGCGCGACCGCAACUUUGAGGCGCUGAAAUUGAUUGGCACACACGAGUACGACCAACCCAGCAGUGCACACGCGAAGGACGAGCUGUGACGGACACGUGUGUGUUUGUGUGUGUGUUUGUGUGUGUGUGUGUGUGUGUGUG
This is a messenger RNA of Salpingoeca rosetta, 2017 nucleotides long. RefSeq names its product ankyrin repeat protein. Bases 4 to 1965 code for a protein of 653 amino acids. The record is from RefSeq and is a predicted model, not a curated record. NCBI's taxonomy places the organism in Eukaryota, Choanoflagellata, Craspedida, Salpingoecidae. The transcript has 15 exons. Gene Ontology annotation, molecular function: protein binding.